AUGUCGCAGCCGUCGCGUCCAAAGAGUCCUGAUGACCAAACUGCUAUGUAUAUUCGAGUAAAGCGUCUGAAGACAACUUAUUUUCUCCAAUGUGUGCCAAGUGAGACAAUUUUACAAAUUAAGGAGAAGUUGCAGGAACUCAUUGAUGAGCCAGUCAACAAUCAACGACUGAUUUUGAUGCCAGAUAAGGAAACACUAGACGAUUCAAAGUCACUUGCAGAUCAGAAGGUUGAGAAUGAUGCCGUGGUUGCCCUGACUUUGAGAAAAGAUGAUGAAUUUGAAGAGGUAAACAUUGCGAGACCAGAUGAAUUUUACCAAUCACGUGAGGCUGAUGGUGGUUCCAAUUGGUGA
Molecule: messenger RNA, 351 nt
Organism: Striga hermonthica
Lineage: Eukaryota; Viridiplantae; Streptophyta; Magnoliopsida; Lamiales; Orobanchaceae
Source: the annotation of a GenBank genome assembly